CUCUGCAGACCGGCUGAGACACGAAGUCGUCUUCUGCUGAGGAAAAUCAUGUCUUAAAGACGCUUCCAGACGUCGGCACAACUUCUGACAAGACACAGAGAUCCGAGAGGCUCACAGGAAGGCAGAAAAGGCAGGAAAACAGCAGAAUUAUCCAAGAACUGUCCCGUCGGUUGUGAUCAGCAUGGCGGAACGUAGCGAGGGUUCGGAGCCGCCGACCUCCUCGGAGAACACGGCCGCCGACAUUUCCCCGCUCAGCGACUCCGCGACCUCUGGGGAGGAGUUCGUCAUGUGUCCCCGGCCUGAAGGUCAAGGGGCAACCACCAACCCCGAGACGGAGGCAGCGGCUGAGGAAGGGUACAAGAGGACGGGCAGGAGAAGACAGAUGAGUUUGCCGGCGGCGAUCUCAUUCCGACGUUCGAUGGACAGUAUCCAAUUCCCCGACAUCACCAUAUUUAGAAACUGGCCUGUUGGUAGUAGUAAAAGAAGGUGAAAUUAUAGAAUUGGGAU
Messenger RNA from Branchiostoma belcheri (Belcher's lancelet), 507 nucleotides. RefSeq lists its product as uncharacterized. The transcript has 4 exons. The record is from RefSeq and is a predicted model, not a curated record. Bases 182 to 490 code for a protein of 102 amino acids. Lineage: Eukaryota; Metazoa; Chordata; Leptocardii; Amphioxiformes; Branchiostomatidae.